CUCCUGAGCCCCGUGAUAAAUUUCGCGUUCGAGCGGUGGCUUAAGAAUCCGCAUUCCUUCUUAACGGAAAUGAGCACGCUUUCGUUAGUCCGUUCGUGUAGGCUGAAACACAUUCCCAUAUCCAACCAACUCCGUUUGAUCUUCAAUUAUCCGUCAGAGUGCGACGGGAUUUGGAGGGAUAAAUUCGUCAAGGCCGAGAACGCGAGACUCAACCCCAACUUUAAGCAAAGCUUGCGCUCGUUGCGCGUGCUGGCCAAGCUCGUUCGCGCCCUUGUUCAAGGGCUCAGGCUCGAGCACGAUUCCCGAGGAAAACCGAACUUGUGGUUGUACCGGGAUGCGGUGAGAACGAAAGCCGGGAAGUUGUUGAUAAGCCGAGGAAACUUUGGGGCGUGGGGUUUCAAUACGGAGCAUUUGGAAAGGAUGGUUUGGGAUUUGACGCUGACUAACUUGGGAAUCGACAAUGCAUUCUAUUGUGGAAAUGGAAAGAUUGCUAUGGAAGACCGCAUGGUUCACUUAGCUUAUACAGACGAGGAAUUAGCUACCACUUUAGCACACGAGUGGCAAUGCAUUGAAGGGAACCCCCAAUUUGCAUUGUUGCCCUUUCUCCUAAUUCCGUGGACUUCACCCUUUUGGGCCUCGAUAAUACUCUUGCGCGUAUGCGACUUGAUGCUUUACAUGCUCCGAAGGCUUAUGUUGAUGGCCUCGGCUGGUUACGACCCUAGGCUUGUGCCGGAUUUUGUCAAGAAAAAGGAAAUCAAGUGGGAUGACGGUUAUAAGUAUCUAUUGGACACGAAUCACCCUUGUCACGGGCGAGUAGCCGAGAUGCUGAGCCAAGAGACAGUGAUGGAUAAGGCGGUCGAAAUAUACGAGAAAGUUCGGGCUGCAGGCCAAGUACCGAGCUUUGUUGAGGGAAGGGAAAUUAAUUUUUGCAGCAGGCUUUUCAACACUUUUUCAGUUACUCAAUGCCCGUAUCACUAUAAUCCCUAG
Molecule: messenger RNA, 987 nt
Organism: Striga asiatica
Lineage: Eukaryota; Viridiplantae; Streptophyta; Magnoliopsida; Lamiales; Orobanchaceae
Source: the annotation of a GenBank genome assembly